AUGGAGGCGUAUAGCGCAAGUGUGUUACGUAUCCGUGAGGCACUGCGAGAUAAUCAGCUACAAAUGCAGCAGGUGGAGCAGUCGCUAUCGGGCUUUCAGAAAGGUCUUCUAAGAGUCGAGAAGGAGACGUUGCCAGUUUAUAAGCUUACAGAGCAGCUGCGAGGCACACAAAAAAACAUCGAUCUAAGUGUGCUGGAGCUCCGCCGAAUAAACGAAAAUUUUGAGGUGGCGCACGAGCUCGCCCCAGUGCUACUUAACGGCUCCAGAUUUGACCAGAAUGAGUUUGUCAGAGCACUACAGAAGCUGUUGAUUGCAAUAACUUUUCUUGAUAGUCAUCGCUCAUAUGAAGGGUCUGUCAAAGCUUUGGGACAAGCAAAGGAAUUACUCGUUGAAGUGCAAAAUAAGUGUUUGACCGAUUUUAUAAGCGUAGUCAGUGUACUGUCGAGAAGCGAGCGCGACAGUGGAAACGUGUUGAUCUGGAUAAAACCUAGCGAGCACGACGUCCUCAGAGGUUCUCAGCUUCUGGAAUGUCUUCUGAUCUCUGGUAUCGAUCAAAAGGAGCUUUUAGAGGAAUAUGGCAAGCAACGCUUUAGUGUGAUUAAAAUGGUUCUUACUGAUGAUUCUUGUGGAACCUCAAUCGGCUUUGAUCUUAGUACUUCUAUUUCAGCAUUAUCGAAAUAUCUGCUAGACAUUGAAGUGACCAUCAAAGCAGAAAAGGUUCUGGCUGGGCUUAUUUUCUCGGAUGAAAACCUAGCCAAUGAAGCGUUUCGUUUUUCUGUGCACCAUGUGCUGGAGUCGUGGAAGAAAGAUAUAGACAAAGCGCUGUGCUUGCCAAGACAACUUGAUGCGACUAAACUUCUACUGGCUCACGAUUUGGUACUGUCGCGACUUGACGCAUUUGAGUCCGCAGUCUGUCCACCGAUACUACUACGUAGCCGAGACGGAAGAGGACUUGACGACCCUUGGAUACUGUCCAAGGCUGUAAAGACGAUUGUUACUGAUCUCUCUACUAUAGCCAAGCAAAAGCUAUUCAAUUUCCAGGCCAGCCUGGUUGAAGCCUCGGAAGACCAAAUUGCCACCAGGGAUGGAAAUGUUCACCCAAUAUCGAGUCAUACUAUUAACUUCUUGCGAAAAGUGUGCGAUCAGGCGAAGCCACUGAAAAUUUUGCUUGAGAUUGACUCGGAUAUCAGCCCAGCCGCUUUCGUUGACACAAUCGUCACUCAACUUGUUGGGGUUAUCACAGCCAAAGCGGACCUUGUAAAAGGGCGAGACAUGCUCAAGCAGAUUUUUCUUGUCAACAAUUUUAGCUUUGUUACUAGUUCGCUACCCCAUCUCGACGAUGCAGAUUUAGAAAAGCAGCUACACACCAUCAUUAAACCGCACGUGGAAAAGUUGCGGAAUAAUGCACUCAAGGCAUUUAUUCACGUGAGCUACGCCUCUUUUACGGAAUAUCUACACGAUCCAAAAGAGAAACUACAAUAUACAAAAGGUGGAAAUAUGUUGACGCUCGAAAGCGGCAGGCUCAUAAAGGAAAAGUUUCUGAAAUUUAAUGAUCAGCUUGAAGAGCUGCAUAAAGCGCAAAAAAUGUACGUAAUAGUGGACGUUCCCAUGCGACAGCAUGUCAUUCGAACUGCCAUUGACACGAUCAUGCCAGCAUACAAGCCUUUUUAUGAAAAAUACUCAGCCAUUCAAUUUUCAAAAAAACACGCUUCCAGAUACCUGAAAUAUACUCCACAAGCGGCUCAAAGCCUCUUAAAAGAGCUGUUUACAGGAGAGGCAACGACAGUAGAGAAGCGUAGCGAUCUUGGCUCGUCGUAG
Messenger RNA from Plasmopara halstedii, 1818 nucleotides. RefSeq lists its product as hypothetical. Gene Ontology annotation, biological process: exocytosis. The record is from RefSeq and is a predicted model, not a curated record. Bases 1 to 1818 code for a protein of 605 amino acids. Lineage: Eukaryota; Oomycota; Peronosporomycetes; Peronosporales; Peronosporaceae. The transcript has 6 exons. Gene Ontology annotation, cellular component: exocyst. Gene Ontology annotation, molecular function: phosphatidylinositol-4,5-bisphosphate binding.